Molecule: messenger RNA, 2497 nt
Organism: Astyanax mexicanus (Mexican tetra)
Lineage: Eukaryota; Metazoa; Chordata; Actinopteri; Characiformes; Acestrorhamphidae
Gene: thoc5
Product: THO complex 5
Exons: 21
Coding region: 108-2225 (705 amino acids)
Biological process (GO): mRNA export from nucleus; positive regulation of DNA-templated transcription, elongation
Cellular component (GO): THO complex part of transcription export complex
Molecular function (GO): mRNA binding
Source: RefSeq, a predicted model, not a curated record
UUCAGCUCCUUUUUAAAAGAGACUUUUAUUUUAACCAGGGUUCAGAUACAGAUUCACCGUAGUCUCUGAAUUCACACAUCGUUCCCCUCUGUCCGCGCUGCUGAGCCAUGUCUUCUGACACUCUGAAAAAGCGCAAGGCAAAAGUAAUCCGGAGUGAUGGCGGGACUCCUGAAACUAAACGAGGUCGAGGUGAAGGGGAUCAGGGAAGAUUUCCAGCUGGAGUCUCCAAUGUGGACCAGAAGAAGCUGUUGUCAGUGAAGAACAAGGAGGUGCGUGUGUAUAACGAGGAGGUGGAAUUGGAAGGCAGAGACCCGGAACAGGAUUACGUCCUUUAUAAAAGUACCUGUGACUCCUUGGCAAAACUAAUGGCUGAAAUACAAGAACUUAAAGCCAAUGGUGCAAAAGAAGGAAGUGAGGAGGUGGAGGAGAAGCUCAGACAAGGUUGUGUUCAUUUCAUUACCCUGAAGAAGCUGAAUCGUUUGGCACACAUGAGACUGAAGAAAGGACGUGAUCAGACGCAUGAGGCGAAGCAGAAAGUGGAUGUGCUGCAUCUGCAGCUUCAGAAUCUUUUGUAUGAGGUCAUGCAUCUUCAGAAAGAAAUUGGCAAAUGCCUUGAGUUUAAGUCCCAGCAUGAGGAGAUAGAAUUAGUGAGUGUGGAUGAUUUUCUUCGGGAUGCUCCAGCCGAAAUAUCUCGUCCACAUCUCACCAAGGAUGACCCCCACCAGCUUACACUUGCCCGCCUUGACUGGGAACUGGAGCAGAGGAAAAGGUUGGCUGAGCAGUACAAGAGCUCCUUGUGCUCUAAGGAAAAAAUUCUAAAAGGAAUUGAGCUGAAGAAAGAGUAUCUUGGCAGUCUUCAGCCAGGCCUACAUGCUAUUAUGCAGGCCUCAUUGCCUGUACAGGAGUACUUAUCUAUGCCAUUUGAGCGUGUACAGAAGCAGGCUGAGGUUGCUCGUCACCUUCCUCCCCCUCUGUAUGUGCUAUUUGUGCAAGCCAAUGCUUAUGGACAAGCUUGUGAUAAGAAUCUAAGUGUGUCGAUCAGUGGAGAUGUGGAUGAAGCAAAAGCCCUCUCUAGACCACCUGAGGAUUCACAAGAUGAUGAGAGCGAUUCAGAUGCAGAGGAGGAACAACAGAACACUAAACGACGACGAGCUACAGUUGGUGUUCAGUUGGAUGACAAACGGAAAGAAAUGCUGAAACGACAUCCUCUCUCACUGUGCAUCGACCUCAAAUGCAAAGAUGGAAGUGUGUUGCAUUUAUUUUUUUAUUACCUUAUGAACCUCAACAUCCUGACUGUGAAAACCAAAGUGUCAGCCUCUGCAGAUCUCUCAGGGGCUGUGAGUGCUGGGGAGCUGCUCAACUCAGAGUCUCUGUUAAACUGCCUGUAUGCUUCAGAUCAUGGUCAAGAAACCCCCAACCCUGCCAACCGCUACCAGUUUGACAAAGUGGGCAUUAUAACUUUUGCGGAUUAUGUGUCUCAACUUGGACAUCCAUACAAUUGGGUGCAAUGUCUGGGAGGGCUGCAGUUCUCAAGUGACCGACCACAGGCUGAAGGAGCAUGCAGCUCUCUCAGUGCCAGUCACAUGGAAGCCACUAUGAAGCUGCUGAGAGGACGACUACAGUCUCGCCUAGCUUUACACAAACAGUUCGGCUCGCUAGAGCACAGCAUAGUUCCUGUCUCCAGUGAGUGUCAGCAUCUGUUCCCAGCCAAGGUGGUCUCUCGUCUGGCCCGCUGGACCAUGAUGAGCCAUCAGGAUUUCUUGGAACUGCACUUUGUGCAACAUGUGGCGAAGGCUGGCCUGGUUAAGGAGACAGACUUGUUCUUCAUGGCAAUAGUGGAGAGAGGGACAGCUCGUCUGCAGGCUGCAGUGGUGUUAAACCCUCGCUACCCAGAAAUCACGCCCCUCUUCUCUCUUUCACUGCUCUGGAAGGGUGAGCGCAGUGGUCGCUCGGAUGACAACCUGCGGGCGAUGGAGAGCGAGGUGAACGUGUUCAGGUCUGAGCUCCAGGGACCCCGUCCUGGUCUGCAGCUUCUCACCAACCAGAUCCAGCGUCUGUGUGUGUGUCUAGAUGUGUAUCUGGAGACUGAAAGCCAAGUGUGUGAUGGCUCAGAAGGUCCAAGAGAAUUCCCAAGAGAGAAAAUGUGCUUACGCACUGCCAGGGGUCCAAAUCGUCUGAAGCCUUUUAAAUACAAUCACCCCCAGGGCUUUUUCAGUCAUCGCUGACUGCAUUGUACACAGUGCUCCCUGUGAUCCCUGGCCUGCUCCCAACCACCUUUUUUAUUUUUUAUCUUUAUUUGCUCAGCCUGUAUAACGUCAAGUGUUUGAUUACAUUGUUUGAAAAAGGAUUAAACCUGGUCCUAGACUGUACACAACAUUCUGAAUUUUCAAUUGAAAGGAAAAUGUUCCAUGGUCCAGGUCUAGGCCUAAUCAAUCGAAAAUCAACCCAUAGUUUUUCAUUGUAUAGAAUAGAAAAUAAAACACUUUGUUUUUGAUAA